This is a messenger RNA of Dicrocoelium dendriticum, 1085 nucleotides long. Lineage: Eukaryota; Metazoa; Platyhelminthes; Trematoda; Plagiorchiida; Dicrocoeliidae. The record is from the annotation of a GenBank genome assembly.
CUUUCCUUGCCGUGCACCGACCAUCGUCGCUCUACGGUUUCUUUUUGUCUCCGUUGCCUUUCUGAUUGCCUUAUUCUCCUUAAGUGCACAUACAUACUAAUACUACCGCGAUCGGAUUUCAUAGGAGCGUUUUGACUUUGAUCUUAUUUCUUAAUCCACAACGAACAUGAGACGUGGAGAGGGCCCCAAGGUGGAACUAAGGUUUCUUAUUUCCACUAAGGCUGCCGGUGUUAUAAUCGGCAAAGGUGGUGAAAACAUACAGCGUAUUCGUGAGGAGGUAUGUCAAGUUCUCUUUCCCACUUUUUUGUUGGUUUAUCAUUUGUAAGAUCUAACGAUUUGGCCUAUCUCUGUUCUUUUCCGUCCAUUAUGGUUUUGUCUCUUGGCCCGCCCGAACUGUCCCGCCAUCUGCUGGCUCGUAACCCACCCCCAUGCCCCGUCCCGUCCCGCCCUGCCCUGCCCUGCCCUGCCUAUGCUCGUUUUCGCGCAUCCCUCCUACAAUCAACGGGUGUCUCCCCGGUGGGUCCUUAUUUCCUUGGGGUUGCUUCUAGUACUCAGUGAAAGUUAUGAUUCCCGAUAGCAAUGGCCCUGAAAGGGUACUUGUUCUGGAUGGCGAUUUGGGCUCCAUCAUUGAGAUUUUUAUGGAAAACCUGGAGCGAAUGCAAAACAACAGGGACGAAGGCGUUGACCUUCGGUUGCUGGUUCAUCAAAGCCAAGCUGGUUGCAUAAUAGGAAGAGGAGGCUACAAAAUUAAGGAAUUGAGGGAGCAAUCUGGUCUGCAAACUCUCAAAGUUUACCAGAUGCUCUGUCCGGGUUCAACCGACAGAGUUAUCCAGUUGGUCGGCGAUCUAGAGAAAGUUAUCGAUUGCUUGCAAGCCAUCGCCGAAUUGCUCGAGGGUGCUCCACCGAAAGGGUCCCGGCAAAAUUAUGAUGCUCGUGACGUUGAUGAAUCGAUCGCUGCCGAGUAUGGUGGUUGGGGUGUCGGAAAUCAAAAUACUACUCUAAACCUGGUUCAGCGUCGUAAUAAUUUGCAGAAUACUGCGUAUAAUCAGGGGGCACCAAACGAAUACUGGCCUCUUGGCCAGUAG